AUGCUAUCCGAGCUCGUGAAAUUUGAAUAUGAAAUGUUGGAUGUGCCUCCGCUGUAUAUUGUUGGAGCAUUUAUUCCUGCCACAAUGAUUGCUGUACUUUACCUUCUCCCCCCCCCCCCCCUCCCUCCAAAUCUCACUAUAUCUUUCUACUCUGACCAGGUCAUAUUAUGUGGUCUUGUUGGAAUUCCUCCAUCCAAUGGAGUCAUUCCACAAUCUCCAAUGCAUACAAAAAGCUUGGCCACUCUGAAACAUCAGCUCUUGCGGAAUAAGCUUGUAUCGACAGCUCGAAACAGUAUGCGGAAAAAUGCAAAUUUAUCUCAGUUGUAUAGGAAUAUGCAAGAAGCUUACAAUGAAAUGCAGACUCCACUUGUAUACCAAACUCCUGCUACUCUGGGACUGAAAGAACUGAAAGACUCCACAGUUCAACGAGCCUCAAGUGGUGGCUACAUAGAUGCACCAGUUGAUGAGUCUGUUUUUGACGUGGAUAAGGAUGUUGAUGAUCUUUUACCUGUAGAAGUUAAAGAACAACGCAUCAGCAAUCUUCUUCAAGCAUUCAUGGUUGGUGGUUGUGUUGCUGCUAUGCCCCUUCUAAAGAAGAUUCCAACUUCAGUCCUCUGGGGGUACUUUGCUUUCAUGGCAAUAGAAAGCUUGCCAGGAAAUCAAUUCUGGGAAAGGAUAUUAUUGCUUUUUACUGCUCCAAGUCGAAGAUACAAGGUGCUAGAGGAGUAUCAUGCAACCUUUGUGGAGACAGUUCCUUUUAAAACAAUUGCCUUCUUCACAUUGUUUCAAACAGCCUACUUGCUCCUAUGCUUCGGACUAACUUGGAUCCCUAUUGCUGGUGUCCUUUUUCCACUGUUGAUUAUGCUUCUUGUUCCGGUGCGUCAGUAUUUGCUUCCCAAGUUUUUCAAAGGAGCCCAUCUACAAGACUUGGAUGCUGCAGAAUAUGAAGAAUAUCCAGCUAUAACUUACAACCUAUCCUUUGAAGUAAGUUGCAAUUGAAUUUAUCUUGUGUUAAAGUAGAAGCAGAAGUGAAGUGGAAAAUUUACUUUGAACUUGUCUGCCCUAACGUGGAUUUUAUUGGUUUGGUGACUCUGGUCAUUCAUGUUCGGAAACAAAAUUUUACAAUUUUUACUUAUUUUUAAGCUUAGGAAAAUUGUCUCUGAGCCUUUUUCCAUA
Messenger RNA from Olea europaea var. sylvestris, 1176 nucleotides. Its product is annotated as boron transporter 1-like. NCBI's taxonomy places the organism in Eukaryota, Viridiplantae, Streptophyta, Magnoliopsida, Lamiales, Oleaceae. The coding region runs from base 1 to 999 and encodes 332 amino acids. Gene Ontology annotation, cellular component: plasma membrane. The record is from RefSeq and is a predicted model, not a curated record. Gene Ontology annotation, biological process: monoatomic ion homeostasis; transmembrane transport; monoatomic anion transport. Gene Ontology annotation, molecular function: solute:inorganic anion antiporter activity. The transcript is spliced from 5 exons.